Messenger RNA from Zingiber officinale, 4045 nucleotides. RefSeq names its product disease resistance protein RGA2-like. The record is from RefSeq and is a predicted model, not a curated record. NCBI's taxonomy places the organism in Eukaryota, Viridiplantae, Streptophyta, Magnoliopsida, Zingiberales, Zingiberaceae. Gene Ontology annotation, molecular function: ADP binding; protein binding. The transcript has a single exon. Gene Ontology annotation, biological process: defense response to other organism. Bases 1 to 3837 code for a protein of 1278 amino acids.
AUGAAAGAUGAAAGCCUGCAGCAGAGCUUGAAGGAGUUCCUGAUACGCCUCAAGAAUGCUGCUUAUGAUGCUGAUGACUUAUUGGAUGAAUUCCAAUACAGAAUUUUGAAGCAACAGAUUGAGCAGCAAGGAAAUGAAGCUGGUAACCGAGCAUCGUCUUCCUCCAACUCUGCUCCCCCUCCGAGCAAAAGGACAAAAACUUCAUUUUCUAGUUACAACAGUGGCCUUUUCAGAAAAGGAGAUGAUAAUGAUGAUGAUGUGCAGAGAAUCAGGAAAAUAAAGGGGAGGCUAGAUGACAACUCAGUUGCUCUUGAGAAAAUUUACAGUUCGCUAAGCGCAGAAGAUGAUAGAGGAAAGAAACAAUUGGUGUCCUGGGAUAGCCGGCAAACGAGCUGCUUUUCGACCGAACCUCAAUUGUUUGGCAGAGACAAAGACCUGCAAGAACUCAAGGAUUUGUUAUUGAAACGAGAAAUUGCAUCUAAAUUUGGCCAAAGUGGAUUCUCUGUUUUGUCUAUUGCUGGUAUUGGAGGGAUUGGAAAGACCACUCUGGCUCAGGAAGUCUUCAAUGACAGUAGCGUGAAAGAAUACUUUAAGCUCAGAAUUUGGAUUUGUGUUUCUGAAAAUUAUUCCACAGAUAGAUUGACUAGAGAGAUUAUAGAGUAUGCAACCAAGAAGAAGUGUGAUCUCCCGAAUUUCGCUGCUCUUCAAGAGGUUCUCAAGGAGAAGAUCACGCCAGAGAGAGUUCUUCUUGUAUUGGACGAUGUGUGGAACGAGGACAGGCACAAAUGGGAGAGCUUCUGUGCACCAUUGAGGUCUGGAAAGCCUGGUAGCAAGAUAUUGGUAACAACUCGCUCUAGGAAGAUUGCUAACAUGGUUGGUGAUGUGGAUCCCAUUUAUCUAGAAGGUCUGGAUGAGGAAAGCUUCUGGGAAUUUUUCAAGAAAUGUGCAUUCGGUUCUUCAAAUAGUGGCAUUCAUCAUCCUCAUUUAGAAGCCUUGGCGAAGAAGAUGACUUACAAGUUAGAGGGAUUGCCGCUUGCAGCAAAGACUCUAGGAGGGUUGUUGAGCAUGAAGUUGGAUGAGCAAUACUGGAAAAGCAUUUUAGAUAGUGAAAUAUGGCAGCUUCCCCAAGAAGAAAAUGGGACUAUGCCAGUGCUACAACUGAGCUAUCAAUAUCUUCCUCCUCAUCUCAAGCAAUGCUUUGCAUUUUGCUCCUUGUUUCCUAAAGAUUAUAAGUUUUCUGAAUCUGAAUUGAUCAGUUUUUGGAUAGCAGAAGGAUUCAUAGUGCCUCAAGGAAGUACCCGAAUGGAGGAGUUAGGAAGCAAUUACUUUCAUGAGUUAGUUAACAGGUCAUUCUUUCAAAAGUCAAAGGAUGAAAAAUUUAUAAUGCAUGGCCUCAUACAUGAUCUUGCAGAACUCAUAUCUGUGGGUGAGUCCUACAGGAUUGAAAAAGGCAAAUCUCAUGAAAUUCUUAGCACAAUUCGCCAUCUUUUAGUGCACGAAGAGGAAGAAGGUACGCAGACAAGACGUUUAACAGAAUUCUCUCAUUGCAAUAAAUUACGAACGCUAAUGUUGUCAGUACCAUACAAAUGCAAGAGCUUUAUUCUUGAUUGUUGUGUUUUGCAAAAAUUAAAAAGGAUUCGUGUUCUUGUCUUGAAGAAUUGUGCUUUGGAAGAGAUGCCUGAUAGUAUUGUCAAGUUGAUACAUCUCCGCUCUCUUAACCUAUCCUGCAAUUUCAAGAUUCGAAGGUUAUCUGAGUCAUUAUGUGACUUGUACAAUCUGCAGUCAUUGAUAUUAAACCAUUGUGCUUUGGAAGAGUUGCCUAAUAAUAUUGGCAAGUUGAUACAUCUCUACUAUCUUGACUUAGAAUGUAAUAAGGAGAUUAGAAGGUUGCCUGAGUCAUUAUGUGACCUAUACAAUUUGCAGACAUUGAUAAUAUCUGGUUGUGGUAAAUUAGAAAGUCUUCCGCAUGGCAUGAUAAAAUUGAUCAACUUGAAGAUACUUGAUGGAGCAGAUAAGUUUAUUCCUGAGAUAACAGAGGUUGGGAAGCUUACUUCUCUUCAGAAUUUGUCUGCUUUCAAAGUGCUAAAGAAAAAUGAACACAAACUUGCUGAAUUAAACAGUUUGAAACAGCUCCGAGGAGCACUGUGCAUAACCAAUCUUGAGAAUGUGGAGAACAAAGAUGAAGCAAAUAUUGCUAACUUGAAGAGUAAAGAGCACCUCAAUCACUUGGAGCUAGAAUGGACAUUUUCACAAGAAUCCGGUUCAGAAGUUAAUUUGCAAAUCUCAGAGCAGGUGCUUGAAGGUCUUCGGCCGCAUCACAACCUACAAAGGCUGACAAUUAGAGGAUACAAUGGUGCUAGACCUCCCAAUUGGCUAAAUGAACAAGUGUAUUCGAGAUUGGAAGCUCUCGAACUUGUAAAUUGUAGAAGGUGGAAUGAGCUAUCAGUUAUUGGGCAGCUAUCACAAUUAAAGUCCCUCUCCCUGGUGAGAAUUCCAGUCCAGAUCCAUAAUUUACAUAAAUUGUUCGAUCCAAAAGACUGCAAGUUCUUCUCCCAACUAGAAGUUUUGGAACUAAAGGGCAUUACCAUGUUGAAGGAUCUCCCAAAUCUUGGACAACUUCCAUGUCUUGAGUCUCUUGACAUUCGGAGUUUGCCGGGAGUGAAAAUGAUAGGCGAUAGAUUCUUUGCGACAACAGAAGAAGGCACUUGUUUUCCUAGAUUAGGUUUUCUCCAUUUCGAUGAAAUGCCUGCAUGGGAGGAGUUAUAUUGCUCCGAUGAUAGAAAUCUAUUUCCCUACUUGAAGGGCCUUGAGAUUUCAAAUUGCCAAAGGCUGCAGAUGUUACCGCCCCUUCCUCCUUCAAUAACAUGGCUAAAAUUAAAUAAGGUUGGGCUGGUAGAUUGUCCAAGAUUCUGGAAAGCAGAUGAAAAUAGCAACAUAACUAAUUCUGCAUCUGUUACAAAUUUGUCCAUUCAGGAAUGUCCAAAUUUGACAAGUCUAGAAGAAGCUUUGCUAGCACACCAUCUACAGCAGAUUCAUAUACAGAAAUGUGAACAACUGUUGUGGGUGUCAGUCAAAAGGUUGACAGAACUCACCUCUUUAUGUUCGUUGUCAAUAACAGAGUGCCCAAAGCUCAUGAGCAUGACACAAGAUGAGUACAUUGAUUUCCAACUCCCACCAUCAAUCACACAACUAUGUUUGUCUGAUUGCGGAAAUCUUUCCAAAUCACUGCCUGGCUGCCUUCGUAACCUGACCUCAUUGCAUGACUUGAAGAUAAGCAAUUGUCCCAAUCUAGUUUCUUUACCAGUAGAACCAUUGCUGAAUUUGGCUCGUGUAACAAUUAAGAAUUGCAAUGAAUUGAGAUCAGUAGAAGGGCUAGGAGUAAAAUCCCUCCAGAACUUGAAGAUUAAAGGAUGUCCUAAGCUUCUUCUUUCUCAAGGAGAGGCACAAACAAAGAAAUUGUUGGUGUUGCGCUUAGAGAUUGAUGACACAUCUCUCAUAAAAAAUUUAAUAUCCUCUGUCACAGAACUUAGAAUCUCAUCCUCAUGUGAAGCCGCGAUGUUUGAGGGGCAAGGUCAGGAGUCAUUGCAAAGCUUGACAUCUCUCGAUUUAUUAAGUUUCUCCAAUUGCAAGAAUCUACAAUUCCUGCCAACAAAGUUGUACACCCUUACGUCCCUUCGUUACUUGUGGAUACAUAAUUGCCCACAAAUUCAGUCUCUACCAGAGAAGGGGUUACCUUCUGCCCUCAGAGAUCUAAAAUUUGAAGGUUGUCAUCUGGCACUGCAGCAGAAGUUGGAAAGGCACUUGUCGGAGAUUAAGAAGUUUGGCGGAGUUAUUUGAAAAAUGUGAACCAGGUAACAUUAACUGGGUCAGUUCCACGGAAAUUUUCCAUUAGUCACUUAAAUCGGGAAGCAAUCUUUCAUAUGCGUCGUAGCUAGGAAUCGAACCGCAGGUGUCUGGAUGACAACUUGACGCCCUUGCACUGUAAUGUAGUUACGUGGAGGUAAAAUUACGACAGUAUUUAUUUUCUUCAGUAGAGUAAUUAUAC